This is a messenger RNA of Rhizophagus irregularis DAOM 181602=DAOM 197198, 2067 nucleotides long. RefSeq lists its product as uncharacterized. Lineage: Eukaryota; Fungi; Glomeromycota; Glomeromycetes; Glomerales; Glomeraceae. Gene Ontology annotation, molecular function: [methionine synthase] reductase (NADPH) activity; flavin adenine dinucleotide binding; FMN binding. Gene Ontology annotation, biological process: homocysteine metabolic process. Gene Ontology annotation, cellular component: cytosol. The record is from RefSeq and is a predicted model, not a curated record.
AUGGCUUCAGAAAAAAGCUCGAGAUUUGUAAUUCUUUAUGCUUCACAAACUGGAAAUGCUGAAUGGAUCGCUAAAAAUAUACAUCAAGAAGCUUCGGAACGUGGUUUUGUUAAUGAAUGUUAUGUAAUGGAGGAAAUUGACAAGUUCGAUUUAUCGAAGGAAAACGUUUUGAUCCUUGUAACUUCCAAUACUGGAGAUGGUGAUCCACCAGAUAAUGCUACAAAGUUCUUUCGAUUUUUGAGAAAAAUUAAAUCAAAUACUUUUCUUAGCCACUUAAAAUUCACAAUCCUCGGUUUGGGUGAUACUAAUUACACUAAUUUCAACAAUACGGCAAAGCGAUUGGAGAAAAGAAUGAUAGAUUUAGGUGCUGCACCCUUUUAUAAUAAAGGUUUAGCCGAUGAUGCGAUGGGCUUGGAAACAACCGUUGAUCCUUGGAUUGCGAAUUUAUGGCCAGAAUUAGUAAAAGUAUGUGUUCAAAAAGGAAAGGAUAAUAAUAAUACGCAAGUCGAAAAUAUUAUCGAAUCUGUAAAAACUCUUUCGAUUAAUGGUAAAACUGAGAGCAAUGAAACGUCUUUACCUUUGGAAACACCAAAUGGUCAAUCAGUUGAUAAAAAAAUGGGUAUUGCGAGCGGCACUAAAAUUAUGUUGGAUUUAUCUGAAUUAGCUAAAGUUGAGCAAUUUACUGCUUUACCACGUAUUCCUACUGUGAUCUGCAAGAUUAUAAAAUCAAAUGAGGAAAGGAUAAUCAAUUCUCCGACAUUACCUACUUUAAUUAAUACACCAACUCCAAUUGUGAAUACUAGAUUAGAUGCAGUUCGUUGUCUUACUCAUCCCGAGGCACUUAAAAGAACUAUCCAUUUGGAGUUGGAAAUUAAAGAUUAUCGGGAAAAAUUGGAAUUUAUUCCUGGUGAUUCCUUUGGAAUCAUUGCACCCAAUAAUGAAAAAUUAUGUUUGGGAAUUUUAAAAACUUUAGAGAUUGACGAGAAUGAAGCCAAUCAGGAAAUUUCAGUCGAAAGCGCUGAGGGAACUGAGCUUCCAUCGCACUUGAGAAAUGCUAAAUCGACUUCGAUUAUUGAGUUAUUGCGAUAUGGUGUAGAUUUAAACUCUUUGCCACGUAAAGCAUUAUUGAGAUUGUUGGCUGAAUAUACAACAAACGAAGAAGAAAAAAAAACUCUUCUGUUUCUUUGCAGCAAACAAGGAUCUGUUCAGUUCAAUCUUCUGCGUGAACAAGUUCCAACUUUGCUUGAUCUUUUGAUAACAUUUCCUUCGAGUAAACCGCCUUUAGAACGUUUACUAGAUGUUCUGCCACCUCACCAACCUCGUUAUUACUCUAUUGUUAAUUCUCCGCUUGUGAACCGAGAUUUAUUACAUUUUGCUUUUAAUAUCGUAGAUUAUAAAACACCAGUCCCUUACAAUGUACGUAAAUAUGGAGUUUGUACUCCGUGGCUGGACAAUUUGAGUGGUUAUGCCAAAGAAAUUAAUAAAAGGGUUCCCUUAACUACGGAUAUAAACAUCCCUAUUUUCAUGAAGCCAAACUCUAAUGAAUUUGCAGUUCCUUCAGAUAUUUCAAGACCUAUAAUUAUGAUCGGUCCUGGAACAGGUGUUGCACCUUUUGUGGGAUUUAUUCAACAUCGUGAGCAACAAAUUAUUGCUGAACGAAAAUUAAAUAAUAUUGAAAAAACAUUUGGAGAAAUGUGGUUAUUCUACGGAUGUAGAGAUAUUGAGAAAGAUUAUUUAUACCGUGAAGAAUUGGAGAGAUUUUCAGAAAAUGGUUUUUUGAAAGAAUUGUUAGUUGUAAUUAGUAGAGCACCUAAUGCUGGACUUAAUGGAAAUCCAAAAUAUGUUCAAGACCUUUUGAGAAAGAGAGGUCAAGAAAUUUAUGAAUUACUGGAUCAAAAGAAUGCGAUGAUUUUUGUAUGUGGAGAUGCUCAAGGUAUGGCUAAAGGUGUUAAUGAUGCUUUGGCCGAUAUUUUAGUUGAGCAUGGUAAAAUACAAAAAUCAGAUGCAUUAAAAAUUUUGACUCAAUGGAUCAGUGAUAAGCGUUAUUUGCGUGAUUUGUGGUCAUGA